UGUUUAGCUCUUUAAAAAUGGCUUUGUUAUAACAGAGAUAGGAGUGACACACUAGCCUGUGGUGUAAACGUAAAUAAAUAUGUUACACGGUAAUAUUUCGUGAAAAGGACCUAAAAUAUAUUUUGUUGAAAUGUUUGAGUAGGUUUCUGUGUUACUCUGAACAGCCAUGUUUUCCCCGCCCCUAAAAUUCCUGUGUGUCUGAGGAGAGGCGUAGUUACUUAAAGACACGAGAGAAGAAGAGCUACCUGUUCAUGAGCAGCACUACACGUUAAACCAGUGCCAGGAGAGAAUUAGUGACAACACUGAGAUAGUACAUUUCCGACUUCCCAAGCGAAAGAGUGGCCUUUAUUGGCUACAUCAGCGUCCUCUCGAGCCGUGUGGUGGAGUUUGUACUGACAGGAAGGCAGUCCACAGGCUCGCGCGCGCGCUCUCUCUCUCUCUCUCUAUCACACACACAAACACACAUUUUCUUUCUAAUAAUCCUCCUAAACACACGGCAUGGAGAUACUGGACAGCAGUGAGCCGUUUUUACACUGGGACCGCAAUCUGAGCGAGCUGUCUGAGCCGGCAGACAACGACAAUGUCCUGUACAGCACACACUUCACUGAGCUCCUGGAUGACCUGUCUCAGGAGGCCCUACUGGGCCAGCUGCUGAGCGACCCCUUCCUGUCAGGGAGGAGCGAAAUGAUGGAUGUGGAGGAGGAGCUGAGCCCGGCCUCUCCCCCGCCUCCUCACAUCCAGGCCGAGCACAGCUACUCGCUGAGCGGAGACUCGCGGCCUCAGUCGCCCCUCUCCCAUCUGACCACGGAGAAAACCAGCAGCGAGCCUGGAGAGUCAGACAGUGAGGACUGGCCUGUGGAGCAGCAGGAGGAGGAGGUGGAGGAGGAGGAGAGGUUAAACCUGAAGAUGGAGCCUCUGCUCUGUGAUUCUCCAGCACUGCUGCCUACAGUGACUCUCGCACUCACAGUAGACCCAGCGACCACCGCUUCCCUCUCACACACCACACAGCUCACCACACAGGUAAAGGAGGACGAAAGCUUCAGCCCGCAGAUUAAACUGGAGCCACAUGAGGUGGAUCAGUUCCUGAACCUCUCCCCUAAAGAGCUUGAGGCUUUGCAGAUGCCCCCGACUCCUCCCAGCUCUCAUGGCAGUGACACAGAGGGCAGUCAGAGCCCUGUGCACCCCUGCGCUCCUGCCAGCCCCACACAGAACCCAGCUGUCCUCAAAGUGGCGCAGCGCACGACCGCCUCACUGCCCAACUCGCUGUCCAACUCGCCCCUGCUCACCGCCCCUCAUAAGUUGCAGGGCUCCGGGCCCCUCCUGCUGACGGAAGAGGAGAGACGCACACUGAUCGCAGAGGGAUACCCCGUUCCCACUAAGCUGCCUCUGUCCAAAUCUGAGGAGAAAGCCCUGAAAAAGAUCCGCAGGAAAAUCAAGAAUAAGAUUUCUGCUCAAGAAAGUCGCAGGAAGAAAAAAGAAUAUGUGGAUGCCCUCGAGAAAAAGGUGGAGACGUGUUCCAGUGAGAACAGUGAGCUACGCAGGAAAGUGGAGAACCUUGAAAGUACCAACAAGUCUUUGCUGCAGCAGCUGCACUCCCUGCAGGCCAUGGUGGCAGGAAAGGUCCCUCGCUCGUGCAAAAUGGCCAGCACUCAGACCUCCACAUGCCUCAUGGUGCUGGUCCUGUGUUUCGCUGUCUUCCUGGGUAGCUUCUACCAAGGCCUGAGCCCCUGCUCAUCCAUCACAAAGCCUGACCUAUCCAGGGAGCUCACCAUGCAGGAGUCUUACACUACUACAGUGAAGUCCAGAAACCUCCUGGCUGUUGAUGAGCAUGGUGUAGGUGACGAGCCCCGUCUGUCAGGGCUGGGCGGAAAAUAUCCAGAGUGGGACGCGCAGACUAACGACAUGGCGAUGUGGCGCCUGGAACAGCAGCGCAGACUCAAACAGGCCACGCCUCAAACUCCAGAACCCAGCCCACCUUUCAUUCAGAACAACGGCACCAACACACAAAAAGCCCUUCUCAUUGACCUGCACACACACAGGUCAGUGGAGUCACAAUCCAGCGAAAGCCCAAAAGUCAUUGAGCUGGAGAGAACAGUGAACGAGCCGUCGUGAGGAUGGCUGGUCCUCCUCGAGCUCACCUGCACCUCAAGGGCAGGAGGAGACACACACCCUCUCUGUAUUUAUAGACCUCCUUUAAGUAUUCCUUUCACUAUUUUCUUUUUUUUAUGAUAAAAAAAUUAAAAAAGAAAAAAGCAAUAUUAUAUCAUUCCACCAUUAUAUAUAAAAUUUUGAUACUAUGUUUUAAAGCUUUUUUUUCACAUUUUCCUCUUCUGUGUAAUGUACAUAUGUUGCGAUCCUUGAAUUUGAAAAGCAAAAUGGUGUCCUUCUGGUCUUUGGUCUGACGUCACACACCCCUGGGCCUGUACUUAUUAAAAAAGAAAAAAAGAAAUCAUGUUUUCACUCUCCCUCACAGUCAAGCUAUUGUAAAAACCUAAUAUGAAACAUGAGAACUUCCAAACACGUCAACAUCUGAAAAUGUCUAAUAUUUGGAUAUUAAGGUUAUUAUAUAAAAUCAUGCUGAUCAAGAACAGUAGUUCCUUCAUAUCACAUCAUAUUUUGCUGAGAUUUUUUGCUGGCGGUUUGGCUAUCGCUGUGUGUAGACUCACAGUGUUACAGGAUCGCGUGUAAGAGUGUUAGGUUCAGGUUAAAGUGAGUGUGCUAAAAUGUGCUUUAAGACCAGGUUCAGGAAACACAGGUUUAGCAACAACUUUAAGCAAAUCAAAGUUUUUCUGUUAUAGGCGAGCAGGGAGUGAAUAGUACGAGUUAUUCUUAUCUAUACCCAUGGUGCAUCUGUCAUUUGGCAGAAUUGAGUUCCUCUUAAACUGGCACAGAUCCAUGUCUAUGCUAAACAUAACCCAGGCAGGUCAAGUGUUUACAUUUGCUGAGGUAUGAAAAUGUCGCAGGAGCAGACACUGACGCUGAACAGGGUGAAUAUUUUGUGUUAAGAUACACAGUUUGUACAGUUUUUUUUUUUUUUUUUUUUUUCUUUGAUCCAUGCUAGAUGCAGCACUCCCAGCAUCUGAACGGUUUUCUGUUCAGCUUGAUAUCUCGUUAAAUCUGUAAUAGGCAAUACUUUUCAUUUCUCACUAGUACAAAUAAUGUGGAAAAUUACUGUAUGUAUGAUAAAAAAAUAACAGUUAAAGCAGUAUUGUCUUUUUGUAAGACAAUUGUAAGUAUUGUCUCAGAACAAGUGUAUUACGCAGCUUGAAAAAAAAAACCCAGUUUGGAAACCUGUCUUCAGGUCUGGAAUGUUUGUGUUUGGAUUGGCCUCCUGUCAGUCAUUUUAUAGACACGCCCCCAGCGCACCUUCACAUCUCUCUUAAAUCAUUAUGAAGAGAAUUUUGCUUGUUUAUAUGCCAUGAGUUGUAACUUGGCUUUCAGGAAGUUGAAUGAUAUCAUGACAGUUCUUGCUAAUGCUAACUCUAGAUGAGUCAGCAUCAGUUUUGGGGGCGGAGCUUUGUAUGCAUGGGUGGGAAGGAAGGGUGGGCUCAAAGUAAAAAAAAAAAAUUAUUUAAAUCUUACUCAACUCCACCCAUUUUACCAUUAGAGACUUAUUUUUCACAAAUCUUGUCUAAUGCAUUUUUAAAGAUAGUCAGACAUUUUCUUUUUAAAAAAUCAGACCACAUAUUCUGAUAAUUGAAACACAUUCUGUCAGUAUUCUCCUCAGAUUACAGCACUGUCAGUAAAAUAUCAGCGUAAACCGCAGCCUUUGUGGUGCCCCAGACUUCAUGAAAAAAAAAAAAAAAAAAUGAGUGUCACUGCUCAUCUGUCCAUUCAGAAGGCUACUCCUGUUGGUCAACAUGAUUGAGGAAAAAAGAAAAAAACCAAAGAGAUGUAUUUGAAUUUUGAGUUUCUGAACUUUUCUCAUAUUCUGAUAAACAAGAAGCAUAACUCACUUCUGCCUUCAUCAUCUUUGUUGUUGGGACUAUGUGUUAAAUAAUGAAGAUUUGUAAAUGUUUUGUUCUGUUUUUUUUUUUUAGCUGAGAGGGAGAGUGAGAGCUUUAAAGUAAUUUUACUGAAAGAGGUUGUCAUGGAGUGGACCAGUGAAAGCUGAUCACAAAUAGAUGUUAAUAAUUCUAUAGAUAUAUAUUGCUUUCUGCCUUCUAAAGACAUGUGGCCACGUUUUUCUCCUCUACCAUCACAGCCUGCACUGUUUUUAGCUGUUUUGGGUUAAAUGAUGUGUUCUGGGAGAGUUUGUCAGCUGUCCAGAUAGCGAAUGAUGUGAUGCCCAGAAUCUCACCUGCACUGUAUCUCCAAAGAAUCAAUGUAUUUAUUAUUUUUUAAAAACAUGUUCAAUCCUUUUUUUUUUUUUUUUUUUUUUUUAAACAUACUGCCACAUGCCUUUAUUUCUUGAUCUGAUGCAACUAUUUUUAUAUGGAAAAAUGUUUUGGAUAUGAUUUUGGACGCCAUCUAUGAAUUCACACUGCAUUAUACUGUACUCCACUUAAGCGAGAGUGUUCUGAAAACAACGUUUCUGUUCUAUUACAGUUCCAUCAUAAAACACCUGUCUUAUCUUUUCUUUAUAUGAAGUAAAUAUUUUCCUUAGAAAAGCAGAA
Messenger RNA from Pangasianodon hypophthalmus (striped catfish), 4616 nucleotides. It is a transcript of the gene creb3l2, whose product is annotated as cAMP responsive element binding protein 3-like 2. NCBI's taxonomy places the organism in Eukaryota, Metazoa, Chordata, Actinopteri, Siluriformes, Pangasiidae. The record is from RefSeq and is a predicted model, not a curated record. Gene Ontology annotation, molecular function: cAMP response element binding; DNA-binding transcription factor activity, RNA polymerase II-specific. Gene Ontology annotation, biological process: regulation of transcription by RNA polymerase II. The coding region runs from base 499 to 2112 and encodes 537 amino acids. The transcript is spliced from 12 exons.